Molecule: messenger RNA, 4450 nt
Organism: Cimex lectularius (bed bug)
Lineage: Eukaryota; Metazoa; Arthropoda; Insecta; Hemiptera; Cimicidae
Product: leucine-rich repeat protein soc-2 homolog
Exons: 3
Coding region: 206-2029 (607 amino acids)
Molecular function (GO): protein binding
Source: RefSeq, a predicted model, not a curated record
UUCAGCCCUAUGACUGAGUGGUUGGUUUUAGAAGUCCUGUCUUAGCCUUGCUUUUAUCUAAGCGGAUAUGCGUCCUCCGUGUUAGACGGUCUUUAAGUCCAAAUAUAUUUUUACCCCCGGAACGAUUAGGUUUUUUUUCACACGAUACGAUUAAAUAAAUAGAAGACACGAUGUGCAGAAAAGGGGCGUCGAGGAAAGAGGAACGAUGAAGAAGACUGGAAAGGGGAAGUCGAAUGAAAGUGACAUUGCUGCAGAAAGGCUCGCAGAUUACAAAGGCUCAGGUAAUUUUUUUAGCUCGCAGAGUCACCACGAAGAUCACCAGGAUGUUGGUAUGAAUUCCACCCCAGAAAUGCCAGAAGUCGGCGACCAAGCCUGCUCUGUGAGCAUCCUGAAAGAGUCCAGAGAGAGCAUGAAAGAGAAGAAGUUGUCGUCGACCUCCCUCAGCGGAGGCGACGGGGUUAAACCGAAGGUAGUUACAGUCAAGCACCCGGAGUCGAACAAACCGAAGCCGACUGUCAAGAAAAACAAGCCUAUACAGGCGGAUUUGGACAUAGCGAAAGAGUUCAUUCGUUGCAAGGACGAUGGUGGUACGAGGCUGGAUUUGAGCAAGUCUAGUAUAACCAAUUUGCCACAGACGGUUAGGGACCUUACUCAUCUUGUGGAGUUCUAUCUCUACGGGAACAAACUGGCAAGCCUUCCGAAUGAAAUUGGCUGCUUGGUGAACUUGCAGGUUUUGGCAUUAAGCGAGAACUCCCUCACCAGUCUCCCCGAAUCUCUUGUAUCUUUGAAGCAGUUGAAAGUUCUCGAUUUGAGGCAUAACAAGCUGAAUGAGAUACCCGACGUAGUGUACAGGCUCACUUCUCUCACCACUCUUUUCCUUCGUUUCAACAGGAUCAAAGUAGUCGGCGAGGAAAUCAGGAAUUUGACCAAUCUGACGAUGCUCAGCCUGAGAGAGAAUAAAAUAAAGGAGUUACCUCCUGGGAUUGGCAAACUGGUAAAUCUCUUGACCUUUGACGUCUCGCAUAACCAUUUGGAACAUUUACCUGAGGAAAUUGGACAGUGUAUUAAUUUAUCCACGCUAGAUUUACAGCACAAUGAAUUGUUGGAUAUUCCAGAAUCUAUUGGAAACUUGACUGCUUUAAUGAGAUUGGGCCUGAGAUACAAUAGGCUCAACUCUAUUCCAAAAUCUCUUAGCAAUUGUAAACAUAUGGAUGAAUUCAAUGUCGAAGGAAACGUCUUAUCUCAACUUCCUGAUGGUCUUUUGUCUAGCCUUUUGGAAUUAACGAGUAUUACGCUUUCUAGGAAUAAUUUUUCAUCUUAUCCCAGUGGAGGACCUCACCAGUUCAUGACCGUCUACUCUCUCAACAUGGAGCAUAACGAAAUUGACAAAAUACCAUAUGGCAUAUUUUCCAGGGCAAAAAAUCUGACAAAACUGAAUAUGAAGGAGAACAUAUUGACCUCGCUUCCAUUAGACUUAGGCACUUGGCAAAAUAUGGUCGAAUUGAAUUUAGGCACAAACCAAUUGACAAAAAUACCAGAUGACAUCCAGCAGUUGGUGAAUCUCGAAGUACUGAUAUUAUCGAACAACCUUCUAAGAAGGAUUCCAGGAACGAUAGUCAGCCUGAAAAAGCUCAGACUUCUGGACUUAGAAGAGAACAAAAUAGACCAACUUCCGAUGGAGAUAGGCUAUUUGCGUGAUCUCCAGAAGCUGAUCCUACAGUCGAAUCAGCUGCAGACCCUCCCUAGGGCCAUCGGCCAUCUGUCCAACCUCACAUACCUCGGCGUCGGUGAAAACAAUUUAAUCCAUCUUCCACAAGAGAUUGGGACUUUAGAAAAUUUGGAAUCACUGUAUAUUAACGAUAAUCAGAAUCUCCACAAUCUUCCUUUUGAACUUGCCCUCUGUUCCAAUUUGCAGAUCAUGAGCAUCGACAAUUGCCCUCUUUCACAGAUUCCGCCUGAUAUUGUGACAAACGGACCGUCCUUCGUCAUUAAAUAUCUUAAAAUGCAAGGUCCUUAUCGAACAAUGUGAAAAUAUUUACUGAUAUAUUUGUACAGAGGGCUUUAAACAUGCAACAGUUACGUUGCUUUAUUUUUCUUCUUUAUUGCAAAAAUAAAAUAAGAGAAAUAACAUUUUCUCAAUUAUUGUAUGUGCCAUAAUUUAUAUGAUAUAAUAUUAUAAUAUGUAUUUAGUAAACAACAAGAUAAUAAGCAAAUAAAAGGACAUCAAAUCGGUUUUAUUGUUAUUGUACUCGAGCUACAAAAUGAAAUCUUGGAAAAGAACAAAAGGAUGGAAACUUUGUUAUAACAAGAUCGUCUGCGCAAAAUAGUGACUGAAAAGCACUUAUGCUUGUCUUCGCAGUUGAAUUUAAUCGCUUGUUUUGCCUGGUUCUUUAUUGUAUAAAUAUAAACUUAUAUAAAAUCUGCAUGACUACAGAGAUCAUUAUUAGAGAAAAAGAAGAAGAAAAAACAAUAUUAAACAUAUAAAUAGGGGAAAAAAAGAACAGGUUUUAUCAUUCGAUUGGACAACAUUGGGCAAAAAUUUAAAGCAUAAAUUAUGAAAGUUGGAUGACAAUUUCUGCUUAUUUCUUCUCAUCGAGUUUUUUCAUGAUUGUCACAGCUUUUUGGAAAUUGACUUGGGUGGAUUUAGAUUUGAGGACGAACUUACAUCAUGCUGUCUCCUAUCACAAUCAUUGGAGUGUUUUGAAGUUGGCCUUCAUAUUUUUGCUGAAACAAAAGGAGUAAUGAGAUGUCUGCCACAAAUACCAAUUAGAAUGAGGUAGGAUUUUAGAGGUUGUAAAAAGAAAAGGGGGGAAGCUAUGUUAAUUGUCUGCAGUUUUUAAAAACAAUAGUAGAUUCUAUUGUUGGGAUAUUUUGGAGUAGCAAUUUAUUUUUUUAUGAAUGUUGACUCAUCCAAAAAAGAUGAUUAUUAAAUAGAAGUGUUAAUGAAUAAGAAUAUAUUUAAAAAAAAAGGUUAAAAAUUAAAAUACCAAUUGUUGUUAGUUUUCUACUUGGCAUGAAAAUGAUAUACCUGAAACAGUGUUAAAAAUUGUUAUUUAAAAAAGAAAUGAGAAAGAGUAUUUUAGGUAUAAUAAGUUGUAAAUUGUGCAGGCCUAAUGGCGUUUGUUGGCUCAAAAUUGCUAAUUGCUGUUUAUUGUGAUUAGUGUAAAUCCAAAUCUAUUUAAUUAAUGUUAAAAUAAAAUUGAAAUGAAUUAUUGCAUUUACAAGACCUUUCAGUAUUUAAAAAUUGAAAAAAAAAUUGCAUUUCUUGUAGUGCAAGUGGAUACCUAGGUACCAGAACCUGCCAGGAAACUGUAAUGGUUUGUAUGGAAUCAAUCUUCAUUAUUUAAAAAAAAAAAAAAAAAAAAAAAAAUGGUUCCAUUAAAGAUUUGCAUUGGCAUGCAAAUAUACAACGCAGUUGAAAGUAAACUUAUACGGUAGUCGGUUCGAUUUUUUUGAAAAUGUAUUAAUUCAUUGUAAAUUAAUCCCUUAACUGUGUUCUGUAAUGAUAGAAAUUGUCCAUUAAAUAUUGCUAGAAAUACACUUGUAUAUGUAAAAGCCAGAUUUCUCAUAUAUAUUACAAACAAAACCCCCCAAAAAAAGAAAAAAGUUUUUUUGGAUAUAAAAUGUGCGUAUAAUAGGUAUAAUAUAUGUAUUAAAUGUUGUAACAGCACAUUCAUAGUUUUGUGAUCAAAGAUUAGGGUUUUAUCUCGGUACAAGUUGAGGAAAUUUGUCCAUAAAUGCAUGUAUGCAAACUUUCAAGGGCCAUAAAUGUCAAAACAGCGAAUAAAAUAUAUAACGAUAAUAGUUGUAGUUGUCUGGAAGUACUCGUAAGUCAACGAUUGUAGGAUUAGAGUAUGGUUUUUUCAGAAAUUUAUUUUCUAUUGGACAUUAAAAAAGAAAAUCUGUAAUAUUCUAUGUAGAGUAAAAUGUUGAAUCAUUAUAAAAAAAUGUUAAUUUUGUCUUGUUUUCUUUAUGGUGGUUAUUACUUAAAAAAUGAUUAUAUACAUAUAUAUUCAAUGUAUUACCGUUGUUGAAAAUAUAAAUGAGCUACAUUUUCAAAGCAGUGGUUUCAGUAUUUGUGGUAGGAAAGAAUUUUGUUUGGUGUUUGGACUUGAUAGUUUGUAUGUUGUCUUCAUGCAUACUUAUACGUUUAAUAAGAAUUUUCUUAUUUAAAAACUCGUCUUCAUCUAAUAUGGAUGUUUUGGUGUAUUUCAAUGUCUGUUGUUCGAUGUUCUACAUUGAAGUGUUAUCACUGAAAGAAACCUCUAGGUUAUAUUUUUCUCAAGUUGUGUUGUUUUCUGAUUGGACAUCUAGAUUUUAUACAUUGGGACAAUAUUCAGAUGUACUGUUGUUAGAAUAGAGAUUUUUUGGUCUGUUGAUUAAAGGAACAGUUACACCAGACACACAAAUUAAUUUGGCUUACUAUUCUUGCCUUCUAACAUACACAUAU